AUGGAAGAACGGCCCCGUAAAACCAGCGGCCGCCUCUCGGAGGAAGCAUUCUUCCGAUGCGCCGCCGUAGUCCUCCCGUACCUUACCCCCGCCGAGCUAGCCUCUGUUUCCCAAACCUGCAAAGCCCUUCACCAAAUCUCCCAACUCGUGACAUCGCGAAGAAUCUCCGACGCUUCCAGAGGGUUCGAAAACCUUCCGAUCCCAUUCCUCAACCCCAUCACCAGCGACUCACAGCCGUACUCCUCCUUCCUCUACACACCCACCCAAAUCCUCCGUCUAGGCCCAGAUUCCCGUCAGCCCUGGGGAUACGACGGCGAUGCCAGGUUACGCGGUGAACAUAGUCCGGCCGACCCGUUCCUGUUCCUGGUCAGCGGUUCCACUGGUUGCGGAUGCGAAUCGGACUGCGGCGACGGUUGCCCGUGUUUGGAUUCCGGCGGAUUAUCGCUGACCAGGGAAUGCGGGCCGAGCUGCGAGUGUGACUCAGCUUGUGGGAAUCGGGCGACUCAGUUAGGGUUGUCGGUGAAGUUGAAGAUAGUGAAGGAUGAGAAGAAAGGGUGGGGAUUAUUUGCUGAUCAGCUGAUUCCUUGUGGGCAGUUCAUCUGUGAGUAUGCAGGCGAACUUUUGUCGACAGAGGAAGCAAGACAGAGGCAGGACACGUACGAUAAACUCAAACCAAACGGACAUUUAACGCCUGCCCUUCUGGUCGUGAAAGAGCACCUUCCUUCGGGAAAUGCGUGCAUGAGGAUCAACAUCGACGCCACCCGAGCUGGAAAUGUGGCUCGGUUUAUCAACCACUCGUGUGAAGGUGGAAAUCUCGACACAAAGAUUGUGAGGAGCUCGGGGGCUUUACUCCCCCGUGUGUGCUUCUUCUCGUCUAGAGAUAUUCCGAAAGAUGAGGAGCUUACUUUUAGCUAUGGGGAUGUUCGGGUGAAGCUGGAUGGCAGACCUUGCUUUUGUGGCAGUGAUCGUUGUGCUGGGAUACUUCCUUCCGAACAUACUUAA
Messenger RNA from Striga hermonthica, 1002 nucleotides. Lineage: Eukaryota; Viridiplantae; Streptophyta; Magnoliopsida; Lamiales; Orobanchaceae. The record is from the annotation of a GenBank genome assembly.